Messenger RNA from Peromyscus maniculatus bairdii (prairie deer mouse), 1041 nucleotides. It is a transcript of the gene Or2a7, whose product is annotated as olfactory receptor family 2 subfamily A member 7. Gene Ontology annotation, molecular function: olfactory receptor activity; G protein-coupled receptor activity. The record is from RefSeq and is a predicted model, not a curated record. Lineage: Eukaryota; Metazoa; Chordata; Mammalia; Rodentia; Cricetidae. Gene Ontology annotation, cellular component: membrane. Gene Ontology annotation, biological process: G protein-coupled receptor signaling pathway.
ACUAACUCAGUUUCCUCUGCCAUAGGGAUAUGGGAAACAAUAUGACAUUGAUCACAGAGUUCAUCCUCCUGGGAUUUCCGCUCAGCCCAAGGAUGCAGAUGCUCCUCUUUACCCUCUUCUCCCUGUUCUAUGCCUUCACCCUGCUGGGGAAUGGGACCAUCGUGGGGCUUAUCUGCCUGGACUCCAGACUCCACACUCCCAUGUACUUCUUCCUGUCCCACUUGGCCAUCGUUGACAUUGCCUAUGCCUGCAACACAGUGCCCCAGAUGCUGGUGAACCUUCUAGACCCAGCCAAGCCCAUCUCCUUUGCUGGAUGCCUGACGCAGACCUAUCUUUUUUUGACAUUUGCUAUCACAGAAUGUCUGCUCCUAGUGGUGAUGUCCUAUGAUCGGUAUGUGGCCAUCUGCCACCCCCUCCGAUACUCUACCAUCAUGAGCUGGAAGGUCUGCAGCACUAUGGCUGUGACUUCCUGGAUCAUUGGGGUUCUCCUGUCCUUGGUUCAUCUAGUGUUACUUCUACCUUUACCCUUCUGUGUGUCUCAGAAAGUGAAUCACUUUUUCUGUGAAAUCACAGCUAUUCUCAAACUUGCCUGUGCAGACACACACCUCAAUGAGACUAUGGUCCUGGCUGGGGCAGUGUCUGUGCUUGUGGGACCAUUCUCCUCAAUCGUGGUCUCUUAUGCCUGUAUCCUUGGUGCUAUCCUGAGGAUCCAGUCAGGGGAGGGUCAAAGGAAAGCCUUUUCCACCUGCUCCUCCCACCUCUGUGUGGUCGGAUUAUUCUAUGGAACGGCCAUUGUCAUGUACGUUGGACCCAGACAUGGGAACCCGAAGGAGCAGAAGAAAUAUCUCCUACUGUUUCACAGCCUUUUUAAUCCCAUGCUCAACCCCCUAAUUUAUAGUCUCAGGAACUCUGAUGUGAAGAAUACUUUGAAGAGAGUUCUGAAGAUACAGAGAGUUUUCUGACAAGUUUACAGCAUCAUGUUUAACCACUGACAGAAGAAAUGAUCCUCUCAAGAGGGUCCUAACCAUCCAGAGCAUAUGC